ACCGGAAGUUGCUCGCGCGGAGGUUGCUGGGCGGUUCCUGCCGGAAGUGGGCAGCCGCCGCGGAGGAGAGCGGAGGUGGAGCGUCAUGGCCAACAUGCAGCACCUGGUGGAGAGGCUGGAGAAGGCGGUGGGCAGGCUGGAGGCGGUGUCCCAGGCCCCCGGCGGGCACGGGGGCUGCGGAGACGCCGUGCCCAAAGGCGUGGCUCCGUUCGUGCAAGCCUUCGACUCGCUCCUCGCCGGCCCGGUGGCCGAGUACAUGAGGAUCAGCAAAGAGAUCGGGGGCGACGUUCAGAAACACGCCGAGAUGGUCCACACGGGGCUGAAGACAGAGCGGGCCCUCCUGGUGACGGCCUCUCAGUGCCAGCAGCCUUCCGGGAAUAAGCUCUCGGACCUGCUGGGCCCCAUCUCGGAACAGAUCCAGGGGGUGCAGAACUUCCGGGAGAAGAAUCGGGGCAGCAGACUGUUCAAUCACCUGUCGGCCGUCAGCGAGAGCAUCCCAGCGCUGGGCUGGGUGGCCAUGGCUCCGAAGCCGGGCCCGUACGUGAAGGAGAUGAACGACGCCGCCAUGUUCUACACGAACCGGGUUCUCAAGGAAUACAAGGACGUGGACAAGAAGCACGUGGACUGGGUGAAAGCGUACCUGAGCAUCUGGGCCGAACUCCAGGCGUACAUCAAGGAGUUCCACACCACCGGUCUCACCUGGAGCAAAACGGGUCCGAUCGCAAAGGAACUGAGCGGAGUCUCCGCCGGCCCCUCCGCCGGCUCGGGGGCGCCCCCGCCGCCGCCCCCGGGGCCUCCCCCGCCGCCGGUCCCCACCAGCUCCGGCUCGGACGACGCGGCCUCGCGCUCGGCGCUCUUCGCCCAGAUCAACCAGGGAGAGGGCAUCACGCACGCCUUGAAGCACGUGUCCGACGACAUGAAGACCCACAAGAACCCCGCCCUGAAGAGCCAGGGUGGCCCCGUGCGGGCCGGCCCCAAGCCCUUUACCGCCCCCAAGCCCACCGGCGGCUCCGCCCCCAAGCCCCUGACCAAGAAGGAGCCUCCUUUGCUGGAGCUGGAGGGCAAGAAGUGGAGAGUGGAGAACCAGGAGAACGUCUCCAAUCUGGUGAUUGAGGACACGGAGCUGAAGCAGGUGGCCUACGUGUUCAAGUGCGUCAACAGCACCCUGCACAUCAAGGGCAAGAUCAACUCCAUCACAUUAGACAACUGUAAGAAGCUGGGUCUGGUGUUUGACGACGUCGUGGGUAUCGUGGAGAUCAUCAACAGCAGGGACAUCAAAGUUCAGGUGAUGGGUAAAGUGCCAACCAUCUCCAUCAACAAGACCGACGGCUGCCACGUGUACCUGAGCACGAGCUCGCUCGACUGCGAGAUCGUCAGUGCCAAGUCUUCCGAGAUGAACGUCCUCAUCCCCACCGAGGGCGGUGAUUUCAACGAGUUUCCGGUCCCCGAGCAGUUCAAGACGCUGUGGAACGGGCAGAAGUUGGUGACCACAGUGACCGAGAUCGCGGGCUAAAGCCACCGAGUGCCACGGGGCCUGGGCCUCCGCCCCCUCCCCCCCCACACCACGGGAUCAAUCAGCAUUCAGACGAUUCUCUUCUAGGUUUCCUCUUACCUUUCUGCUCUCAAACUGCUUUCUCUGUCCUCUCCCGGAGAGACCCAGCUACCUGCCUUCACUGAAAUAUACCUCAGGCUGCGCUCUGGGGUCGGGAUGGGGGGAGGGGGAGGGGAAGGGGAGGGCAGGUCAGCCGAUCACCCGAAUCCCACCUGCAGGAAGGUGCGCCUUGCCCACGUCAGCCGCGACCGCCGCCGCCGUCCGUCGGCGGAGACCGUCGGACCGGUAUCGGCGGUCAGCUUUCCGCUCGGUUCGUGUUCGGUUUCCCUUUCGUAUCCGCGUCGUCGUCGUCCCGGAGGAACCGCCGACGGCCCCUCGGCUGGAGUCGGGGCGUUCCUUUUUGUAACGAGUCCCGGGGACCGCGACCCCCUCCCCGGCGCCGACCGGACCCCGGCCCGCGGCUCCGCCGAACCCGAGGCCGCGGCGCGGGCUUUCCCGGCGGAGCGGGGUUCCCUCCUUAACAUUCCCUUUUUCUUUUUUUGAUUUGGCUACGUGUAAUAUUACGCUCGCUCUACCUGUGCCAUCGUGGGACCGUUCCCCCCACUCACCGGCGUCCAGGGGACUCAAGAGCCCUCUCCCUUAGCGGGACCGGCUCCAUUUUGCGUGUCGUAAAUGUUAAGCCGGGGGGAGGGGGGGGGGCAACGGUCACUUUUCAAUACUGUAUCCUCGGCCCCGCCCCCCCCCCCCCGGCAUCGCCCCACUCUGCUGGAGGCAGAAGCUUCUGACUUCUGUUCAGAGCCCCGUUUGGGGGCGGGGGGGUUGAGCGAACAGCACAGGGCGUCUCCCCGCCCCCCACCCCAAGGGCUUCAGCGUCCCGAUUCCGGGCCUUAAACGGCAUAAGCAUAUUUUACGGCAUUUCUUAGGUAAAUGGUCAAUGGUUUUUUUUGUUUUGUUUUUUUUUCUCUCUUAGAAUAAAACCUACAAAAAUAUGCAACUUGGUUUUUUAAGACCCUCCUGUGACUUCCAUUCAUCUCCCGAGGCCCGUGGGGAGAAACUUCUCUUAUGUACUUAAAGUUCUAGAGAAAGUGGAAUAAAAUGAAUGCCAAUC
Molecule: messenger RNA, 2660 nt
Organism: Ornithorhynchus anatinus (platypus)
Lineage: Eukaryota; Metazoa; Chordata; Mammalia; Monotremata; Ornithorhynchidae
Gene: CAP1
Product: cyclase associated actin cytoskeleton regulatory protein 1
Exons: 13
Coding region: 86-1513 (475 amino acids)
Biological process (GO): cell morphogenesis; cytoskeleton organization; regulation of adenylate cyclase activity
Cellular component (GO): cytoplasm
Molecular function (GO): adenylate cyclase binding; actin binding
Source: RefSeq, a predicted model, not a curated record